AUGUUGAAGUCUUCAGAUAUGGAGACUCCAAAUAAAGAAAAUUCCAUUCAAUCUCCUUUUUCUGAGGGAAGAUCUGAAUGUGCUGACAGUCCAAGAUCUCUGUCUUCUUCUGAUCAAGAAUCAGGUAAUGAAAAUGAGUGGACCAAAGACCAUUGUGCCUCUAAUAUUAGCAUCCCUGUUGUGUCUAUGAAGCACAGAGAUCCCCUGGAGAUUCUUAGCAAAGUUUUUCCAAACCAUAAACACAGCAUAUUAGAAAGCAUCCUGCACUUCUGCAAAGGAGAUGUUGUUCAAGCCAUAGAGAUGGUUUUAAAUGGAAAGGAACAAGUUGUGAAGGAAAAUGAAACUCCAUCAGGAUCAGAUGUCAACACCUUUACAAAGGACACAACAAUCAAUAUUACUGGCUUAGGUUUUGGUGCUUUUGGCUCUAAGUCAGCGUUUUCCCCUUUGUAUCCUAAUCCAUCGGCUGCUGGAAGUGAUACAAAUAUCUUUCAUUCUAGACUUGGCCUAAAUCCAUUACACUUUACUUAUUCCACAACUAACAGAGGACUUCCUGGGUUUAUAUCCCCUUACAGCUUUGUUCCAUCUUUUCCUUUUCGCCCCGGCAUGGAUUAUGCAUUCCCUGGAAUGUUAAGGGAUGCAUCUUAUUACCCACGCAAAGAUACAAUGAAUUUCUCUGGACUUUACUCUAGAUUGAACCAAGAACAUCACUAG
Messenger RNA from Staurois parvus, 711 nucleotides. The record is from the annotation of a GenBank genome assembly. NCBI's taxonomy places the organism in Eukaryota, Metazoa, Chordata, Amphibia, Anura, Ranidae.